This is a messenger RNA of Onychostoma macrolepis, 1144 nucleotides long. RefSeq lists its product as uncharacterized. NCBI's taxonomy places the organism in Eukaryota, Metazoa, Chordata, Actinopteri, Cypriniformes, Cyprinidae. The transcript is spliced from 7 exons. The record is from RefSeq and is a predicted model, not a curated record. Gene Ontology annotation, cellular component: membrane. Bases 127 to 798 code for a protein of 223 amino acids.
GGGGCGUGGUCAUCGUGCUGCACCUGCGCGCGCGCGCCAGGUAAAUGAGUGACUCGCUGGGUUUCACCGCUUGCUUCCAAACAAAAGCGGUCCGGAAGUGAUAAGGAAAAACGGCACAGGCCUGAGAUGGACCGUUACAGGUAUUUCAUCUUCAAUCAGAAGAGUGUGGUGGUCCUCGGCAUCCUUCAGGUGGCGUGCGCGGGGCUUUGCGUGGUUUGCGGAUUUAUGGAUGCAGUCUUCCGGAAGAGCACUACUCUGAGUGAAACUAGAGCUCCACUCUGGGCUGGACUGAUCAUGGCUGCCCCUGGUGUACUUGCCCUCUUUGCAUCCCAGAAGAAAAACCCAAUUUUGGUAAACGUCAUGAUCGUAUCAUCUGUGAUGUCACUUUUUGCUGUUGUGAUUGUCUUCGUUUAUGCUUGCGUCACUCUCAGUUAUGGAGAAGAGGAUGAUGAGAUCUUCCAUGCCCAUCCUAUCCCUGAAGUGAGGUUCGUGCUCAGCCGGAUGGUGAAAGGAGCAAACAUUACCCUUCUGGUGGCCUGUGUGGGGUCUUUGCUCUUUACUUCUCUCAUUGCUUAUGUCGGCUGCCGCAGUCUGCCGCUUUGCGGCUGCUACGACUCCACAAAUGGCAUGGAGUUUCUAGUUCCUCAGAAUGACCCUGUUACUCCAACUGAACUUGUAUGCACUUGGCAAGACGGAGAUGAGCGAAUCUUUAACUCCCCCAUGUCAUUCAUGGAUCGCUGUUCUGAGCAGGAACAGCAAGACCUCUCCACGUUUCCACCGUAUAGCAGACUAGCUUAGUCAUUUAUUUCUGUUUUUUUUAAAUGUGUGUGUGUGCCUAGGGAAAAUGAAAUAUUGGUAAAUAUAGUUCAUUAAUUUUACCCAUAAAGUGACAAAUGUCCAGAUUUCAUCAAGCCUGCUUGUUUCAGAUCAACUUAAAUUUGUAUCUUGAUGUUUAAGUUAUCAGUGCUAUAUUUUAUAUUAUCUUUUAGUGUGUUUUUUUUUUUUUUUUCUAAAAGCAUGUGCCUUCACUUUAUACUUUUUACAUGAUAGACUAUUUUUGCAAACAUAAAUCUGUUUUACAAUAAACAAUAUAUUAAGUAUUUUAUUUGCCUCUUUAUGAAUUUCCAAACCAUUGCAUUUCAAU